Molecule: messenger RNA, 294 nt
Organism: Stylonychia lemnae
Lineage: Eukaryota; Ciliophora; Spirotrichea; Sporadotrichida; Oxytrichidae
Source: the annotation of a GenBank genome assembly
AUGGAAAUCAAGAAAAAGCUAAGUCCUUAAUCAGAAGACUCUCUCAUCGGAACAUGGUCUAAAGAAGAUGGAAAUUCAAUUGAGAUUAGAAGAGAAAACAACGACUAUGUAUUCCAGCACAACGCCUACCAGGAAUAUAUCCAAAUUCAUCAAGCAGGCUAAUAUUACUUAUUCGACAUCGCUAAAUGGGAAUACGGCCACAGAACAUUCAUCAGAUGCAACGUGGGUGAAUUGACUGAAAUUACCCAUGACUCCACUCAUGCUCACAAAUGGGUCAAACAAUAGAGGAAUUGA